Messenger RNA from Prorocentrum cordatum, 2229 nucleotides. NCBI's taxonomy places the organism in Eukaryota, Dinophyceae, Prorocentrales, Prorocentraceae. The record is from the annotation of a GenBank genome assembly.
AUGGCCACCUCCUUCACGAUGGCGCGCGUGGGCAGCCUGCGCGGCCGGAGCGGGGCCGCGAUGCUGAAGCGGAGCAAGAUCGAAAUCCGCCGAACUAUCUGGGCUGUAUUGGGGGAGCGCCUCUCGCGGGUGCACUCCUCCUUCCAGCCCCUGCGGACCUCCGAGCCCGAGGACGAGGACGACUGCGAGCCCGGGGAGUGGGACGGCGCGGAGGACGAUAUCCUGAUCGAGCGCCCCCAGCCAGGGAACUCCCGCCGGGUGCGGCCGACGCUGCCGCGCACCCUAGGCAGACUCAGCCUGGGCGUCGUCCGCCACGGGAAGGUCGCCGGCCCCCUGGCGCUGGCGGUGGUCGGCGCGCUGGCGGUGUCGGUGCUUGCCGAGUACCGCCCCUGGGCCGCUCCGGCGGAUGGGCUCCACGCCGCGCGCGCCAGGACGCAGGACAGCGUGGAGGAGGACGGCAUGAUGCAGCAGACAGGCAUGCAGGACAAGCCUACCGUCGCCCCCGUGCAGCAGAUGCAGGGCGGCGUGUACUACCAGUCGGCCACGAGGGGGGCCGCCGUGGUCCAAACGUCCUCUGGCGCGGGCGUGCAGUCGGGCGGCUGCGGCUGCGGCUGCUGCAGCUGCGGCUGCGGUGGCGAGUCCUCCGUGGCCUUCUGCUCCUCGAUGACCUGCCCGACGGGCUACCUCCAGAGGGAGGGGGCCGAGCACAUCGAGUGCAGGGGCGACAGGUGCUCGCUGGAGGCCGACCUGUCCAUGUGCUGCAACAGGAGGUCCACGUGCGACGGCGACAGGGGCACGUACACCUGCAAGCCGGGCACGUCGCUGAGGGACAACGCGGCGCACAUCCUGUGCGGGUCCCACGCCUGUGGCCCGGAGGACAACGAGCUGUGCUGCGAGGCGCGGGCCACGUGCGGCGACUACGGCUGCGCGUCCGGGACGGCGCUCAAGACGAACGCGCAGAGCAUCGUGUGCGCUGGCGGGUCGUGCUCCGAGUCGGAUUGCUGCGAGAAGAUCCCUGCGAAGGAGGUGACGGUUGACGUCGAGAAGGAGGUGACGGUCGAGACGAAGAAGGAGGUGGUCGUCGACGAGAAGCCGGAGCAGGACAUCAUGCUCUGCGACCUCAAUUGCUACAAUGAGGGCGUGGACUCGGUGUCGGUCGAGCUGCCGGAGGACGACACGAAGGACCUGGACAGCUGCAGGGACGCUUGCGUCAAGAACGAGGAUUGCUCCGGCAUCGUGUACAAGAAGGACUUCCAGACGACGGGCGAGAGCACCUGCCACGGCAAGAAGGACAUCCACGUUGCCCUCUGCCAGCCGGGCGGUGACUUCUACACCGAGGUCCUCAAGCACCGCCCUUGGGGUAAGUGUGCUUUGCUGGGGGACCCGCACAUUGCGCAGUUUGACAGGCCGCCCCAGUUGGGAAAGCCGGUCUUCGACGAUUACGACGCGGGCGACUACGUUUUGUUGGCCUCGAAGGAGCUCACGAUCCAUGGCCGCUUCGGCUUCACGGAGCGCUUUCCGACGGCUACUUCCACCAAGGGUAUCGCCGUGUACGGCUCCAAAAUCUCCAACAAGGCGCUUGUGGCGAGCUACAGCGAGAAGAACAAGAGGUUCAUCGCCUGGUAUGACGGUAAGGAGAUUCUCAAGAAGAAAGGGGAGACGUUCGACGAUGGUUUGCUGGUUGCCAAGUACGACGACAUGGACCCCACCCAGUUUCAUUCUGAGGCUCGCCAUACGAUCGGCGAGCAUGCGGACAAGGUGGCCUCGUGGACCUUUGAGUGGAAGGACGUGCCCUUAAAGAUCUACAUGUUGCUAGGCCCAGACAAUGUGAACGCUGUGCUGGAGAUGCAGAAACUGGAGUACGCCAUGGACGGCCUGUGUGGGAACUUCAAUUGCGACCCCGACGACGAGGACCACAAGGCCCUGGCAGCCCGGUCCAUGAUCAGUGCCCUGACUUGGGGCGAGAGUAAUUUCGAGAAGGCAGACGGCACCUUCAGCGAGAAGGAGUUCAAGAAGGGCACCGUCGACGAAGAGGUGCUGACGAAAUGCGACCCAGACCUGCUGGCGAAAGGCCGGGAGGCCUGCGGCACGGGCAAGGGAGUGGACGACGCCCAGGCCAAGGCGUGCUUGGUUGACGUCUGCGAGGCCAAGUCCGUCGAUGUGGCCACGAUGGACGUAGAGACCGUGUCUAUCGAGCAGGAGGUGGAGGUGGACAUCGACAAGCACUGA